GGUCGUGCUAACACGAUGAGUGAAUAAAAGACUAAAAGUAAAAUAUUUAUUUCUGGAGGAAAAAAAAAACAUGGGGAAGAAUAAACCCAAAACAAUCAUUCCUGGGUCUACUCGUGAAGAGUUGCUUGUAAUGACAGUGACAGAAAUUGUCAACCAGUUAAUCCAAGCACACAAUCAAGGAAAAGAUGUUAACCUGAACAGAAUCAAAAGCAAAGUUUCCAGUAAAUAUGGACUAUCUAGUCAGCCCCGAUUGGUGGAUAUUAUAGCAGCUGUCCCACAGGAGUACAAAAAGAUUCUUCUGCCAAAGCUAAAAGCUAAGCCUGUUCGCACAGCCAGUGGGAUAGCUGUUGUUGCUGUUAUGUGUAAACCACAUAGAUGUCCACACAUUGCUAUGACAGGAAACAUCUGUGUGUACUGUCCAGGUGGCCCAGACUCGGAUUUUGAAUACUCCACACAGUCUUAUACAGGAUAUGAGCCAACUUCUAUGCGAGCGAUCAGAGCCAGGUACAAUCCAUAUUUACAGACAAGACACAGAGUGGAACAGUUAAAACAACUGGGCCACAGUGUGGACAAAGUGGAGUUUAUUGUGAUGGGUGGCACAUUCAUGAGUUUGGCCGAUGAAUACAGAGACUACUUUAUUAGGAAUUUACACGAUGCAUUGUCUGGACAUACAAGCAGCUGUGUUGACGAGGCAGUCAAAUAUUCUGAGAAAAGUAUGACAAAAUGCAUUGGAAUAACCAUAGAAACUCGUCCAGACUAUUGUCUCCGUAAACACAUAAGUGACAUGCUUCGCUAUGGUUGUACUAGACUAGAGAUCGGAGUUCAGAGUGUAUAUGAAGACGUAGCAAGAGACACAAACAGAGGCCACACAGUAAAAGCAGUAACAGAGUCUUUCCAGAUGGCUAAAGAUGCUGGGUUUAAAGUAGUAGCUCAUAUGAUGCCUGACCUACCUAACGUGGGCUGGGAGAGAGAUGUCGAACAGUUCAUUGAGUUUUUUGAAAACCCAGCAUUCCGAGCAGAUGGUCUUAAAAUUUACCCUACCCUGGUGAUCAGAGGCACUGGUUUAUAUGAAUUAUGGAAAACUGGUCGCUACAAGAGUUAUCCCCCUAGUGGCCUCAUAGAUCUGAUAGCUAGAAUUCUAGCACUGGUUCCCCCAUGGACCAGAGUUUAUAGGGUCCAGAGAGAUAUUCCUAUGCCAUUAGUAAGUUCUGGAGUAGAGCAUGGAAAUCUACGAGAGCUAGCUUUGGCUCGGAUGAAAGAUCUGGGGACAAGUAGUCGUGACGUCAGAACACGGGAAGUAGGAAUUCAGGAAAUCCACAACAAAGUCAGGCCAUAUGAGGCAGAAUUAAUCAGAAGAGAUUAUUGUGCAAAUGGAGGCUGGGAGACAUUUUUAUCAUACGAGGACCCGGAGCAGGACAUUCUGAUAGGACUACUGAGAUUACGCAAGUGUUCCCCCGACACAUUUAGACCAGAACUCCGAUCAGGCUGCUCUAUUGUUAGAGAGCUCCAUGUCUACGGAAGUGUAGUCCCUGUCCACGCCAGGGAUCCCACUAAAUUCCAACAUCAGGGUUUUGGUAUGUUACUUAUGGAAGAAGCAGAAAGAAUAGCCAGAGAGGAACAUGGUUCAUCAAAAAUAGCUGUGAUAUCUGGGGUUGGAACAAGGAAUUACUACAGAAAGAUUGGAUAUGAGCUGGAUGGACCAUACAUGUCUAAAUCACUAGUCUAAAUAAAUACAUGUACUGAAAAUCA
Messenger RNA from Saccostrea echinata, 1749 nucleotides. RefSeq names its product elongator complex protein 3. The record is from RefSeq and is a predicted model, not a curated record. Bases 71 to 1726 code for a protein of 551 amino acids. NCBI's taxonomy places the organism in Eukaryota, Metazoa, Mollusca, Bivalvia, Ostreida, Ostreidae. Gene Ontology annotation, cellular component: cytoplasm; nucleus; elongator holoenzyme complex. Gene Ontology annotation, molecular function: acyltransferase activity, transferring groups other than amino-acyl groups; iron-sulfur cluster binding. Gene Ontology annotation, biological process: tRNA wobble base 5-methoxycarbonylmethyl-2-thiouridinylation. The transcript has 17 exons.